Messenger RNA from Colletotrichum godetiae, 1476 nucleotides. RefSeq names its product cytochrome P450 3A19. NCBI's taxonomy places the organism in Eukaryota, Fungi, Ascomycota, Sordariomycetes, Glomerellales, Glomerellaceae. The coding region runs from base 1 to 1476 and encodes 491 amino acids. The record is from RefSeq and is a predicted model, not a curated record. The transcript is spliced from 6 exons. Gene Ontology annotation, molecular function: monooxygenase activity; heme binding; iron ion binding.
AUGGAUUCACCGAUCGCUACAUUUCAAAAUGAGAAACUUGGAAUAGUCUCAGUGCCAUGGGUUACUGCGCCGCUUUCUCUUUGGACUACAUGGGGAACACUAGCUUUCUACCUUGGGCUCUUUAUCUGGCUUAUUCGGUCGGUGUCGGGACAUCGGCUUAAUAAUGAUAUCGAGAGGGUGCAUGCUCAAUACGGAACUGUCGUCCGCAUUGGUCCAAAUGAGCUCUCGUUUGCCACAGAAGGUGCCCUCAAGACGAUCCAUAAUCCCGGACCCGACGGUGGCCACUUCACGAAGCAGGGCACAAUUGAGUCUCUGCUGGCUAAACUCAUUUGGGCAGCGCCGAACCUCUUGACCACCACCGACAGAACUGCACACAAGAGACUACGUACGGCAUUACAACCAGCCUUCACAGCCAAGGCGUUGAUGGAACAGGAAGAUAUUGUUCAGCACCACGUCAACCGAGCCGUCGAGUCGCUAGGUUCUAAACUUCGAGAAUAUAAGGUUGUGAGUAUCAGCGACCAUGUCGGAAAGAUGAUUUGGAGUAUCGUUGGAGACUUGUCUUUCGGAGAACCGCUCCUCCAUGACCAAAUGAGCACGUACGAAAAGAUGAAGUACACUUACGGGAAAGGAGCACCUCUUCUAGAACUGUUUCAGUUUCUCACAGAAACUCCUAUCUUUGGUGGGCUUGCAAAACUGCCAGUUAUGAUUGUUCCACACAUUUUCCGCGUCCCUAAGAACUUUCUUUUGAUGAACCAACUUAGAGGCUGUAUCGAGCGACAAGGCGGGCGCAAAGACUUUUUAACCGCAAUCCUAUCCGCCAAAGAAUCUGCAGGCUUGACGCAGCCGGAGAUGUUGAGUAAUUCGGCUUUGUUCGCCAUGGUUGGCUAUGACACUUCGGCAACAACUCUAUCAGCAGUCUUUUACCACGUGCUACGAGACCCCGGCCACUACAAACGGGUUCAGGAAGAAGUCCGAGAAGCAUAUUACUCAGUCUCUGAAAUCACAGCCCAGAGUGUGCUUCGCCUCCCUUACUUGAAUGCCUGCAUCCAGGAAACACUGCGUCUCACGCCACCCAUCAAUGGUCGCGGGUCCCAUCGCAUUUCGCCUGGGGCCAUGAUUGAUGGCCUCUACGUGCCCAAGGGUGUCAAUGUCUCUGCCGAUAUUUGGACCAUCCAGCGUAAGCCUGAGUACUGGGCUCUUGCCGACAAGUUCAGACCUGAUCGCUGGCUUGACAACGGCCCGGGCACUGUUUUUGAGCACGAUGUCCGGACCAGCUACCGGCCAUUCCUCGUUGGACCUCGGGUGUGCAUUGGCCGCGAGAUGGCGUUGCAGUCUAUUCGUCUGACUGUCGCCAAAGUAGCAUUCUCGUUUGAUCUGGAGAUGGCUAACAAGGAUACUUUUGUUUGGGAGAGGGAUGCAGGCAACGAUUAUGUCUGGCAUGACUACCAUGUCUUGGUGAAGAGAGGGGCAAACUAG